UGGGGACAACGGCACGGUCUGGCCGCGUCCCCGACACCGCAGCGUCUUGCUUGCUGAGCGAGGAGAGCGGGUCGGUCGGUCGGCCUUGGGAGGUCCAGUCGCGGCGGUUAGACCCACUGGAGCAGCGGGAAGUGCUGCUUCCAGUCGCCCUUGGAAAACUUCUGUGUAGAGUCCCUGCAGCCUGUGAACUGUGUGAGUGGUGGCAACCACUGUCUCAGCGAACAGAUGUAGGGAAUACAAGUGCCUGCUUCACAGCCUUGGGAAGGCAUAAACGGGUCCCUGAAGACCGACUUGGAAGAAGCGCUAGACAUAAUGUCAAGUGGAGAUGGCCUGCCGUCCCAGACUUCCAACAAGCCCACUUUUACUGAGAUACAAGCCUCUGCACUGGUAGAAUCAGUAUUUGGGUUCAAAGUUUCUAAGAUCCAGCCACUCCCUAGCUAUGAUGACCAAAACUUUCACGUUUGCAUUUCAAGAACCAAAGACUCUACAGGUGACCCCGUCGAGUAUGUCCUCAAAAUAAGCAACACAGAGUCUAGCCAAACUCCAGACCUGAUUGAAAUGCAGAACCAUGUCAUCAUGUUUCUGAGAGCAGCUGGAUUUCCAACACCCUCUGUGUGCCGAACUAAAGGGGACAACACAAUCUCGCUCAUGUCCAUUGAUAGUGGAUCUGAAAUCAAAAGCUACUUGGUGAGAAUGCUCACUUACCUCCCAGGAAGACCCAUAGCUGAGGUUGCCAUCAGCCACCAGCAAUUAUAUGAAAUAGGAAGGCUAGCUGCCCAGUUGGAUAAAACAUUGGAGGAAUUCCAUCAUCCAAAGUUAAAUCUUCUUCAUCGGGAGAACUUCAUAUGGAAUCUGAAAAACGUUCCUCUUCUAGAGAAAUACAUAGGUGCCCUAAGCCAGAAUCGAAACCGGGAGAUUGUUGAACAGGUCAUUCAGCUGUUCAAGGAAGAAGUAAUGACCAAAUUAAGCCAUUUUCGAGAAUGUAUCAAUCAUGGUGAUCUUAACGACCAUAACAUCUUAGUAGACAGCAAGUCAGCCUCUGGAGAUGCUGUGUACCAAGUGUCUGGGAUUUUAGACUUUGGUGACAUGAGCUAUGGCUACUAUGUGUUUGAAGUGGCAAUCACCAUCAUGUACAUGAUGAUUGAAAGCACGAAUCCUCUACAAGUAGGAGGUCACAUCCUUGCAGGGUUUGAAAGUGUGAUCCCUCUGACCGCUGUAGAAAGGAGUGCUUUGUUUGUGCUUGUGUGCAGUCGCUUUAGUCAGUCACUUGUCAUGGCUGCAUAUUCCUGCCAGCUGUACCCAGACAACAAAGAGUACCUCAUGAUCACAGCGAAAACUGGAUGGCAGCAUCUACAGCAGCUGUUUGACAUGGGCCAGAAGGCCGUAGAGGAAAUCUGGUUUGAAACCGCCAAGUCCUAUGAGUCUAGGAUCUCUGUGUGACCAGAGAAAAGUUUGUAUUUCCUUGGUAAUCAAAACUCAGUUAGGUUCAGAUCAAAUUCACGGAGAAUUUUCCUGCAGAUUAAAAGUGAAAUGGUAAAACAUAUCCGUUCUAAAUACAAAGAGGCAAAGACAGGUUUAGUUUUUACAGCCAUAUUUGGGCUACAUUUUACACUUAAGAAAGUACUAUAUUAAGAACACUUUCCUAGUGUGCAAAGCCCUGGGCUCAACCUCAGCACUACAGAAAAGAAAAACACAUGCACAAGUACAUGUCUUUCUGCAGCUCUUCUUUGUCUUUUAUAUGAACCACAUAUGAUGAUAUGAUUUGUAAUCAGUCUCUCAAAGUCUAUUCCAGUCCUUAAAUCAGUAAGUUUUAAACUGUGAAAAGAAUACAUGUGUAUAGCUAUAUUCACAUAUUUUAAAUAAUCCAUAUAUUUUAACCACCUAGCCUACACAACACUAAUUCUAUGUACUCUUCUCCGACCUCACCUCUCUAGAAUCCAUUGCAUUCUUUUCCAUGGCAUUUCACUGUCUUACCUGCUUAUGGUUGUGCAGUUAUGUAGCCUGUAAAUUUGACCAUGGCAGAGACCAUGAGAAACAUGUCUGUGUGUCUCUUCUUGCACCUGUGAUAGUGCCUUUCCCAUAGAAAAGUCUUUGAACACAUUUAUAAAAUGAAUGCAUGCAAAAGGAAAGAUGUUGUGGUGCCCUAGGGGAAAACACGGGUAGGAAUCAUGAGAAGAACAUGGAGAGAGUAGCUCAGUUGGAACUCCAGAGACAGACAUUAGACAACAGUGGAACUGCAUGGAAGCAAGUGCAGACAUUCAGGCAAGGCCAUUAACCCUGAUAUCAGCAAGGUUCUCCAGCAGGUAGGAGCUCACUAUACUGCUCGCGCUGGUCUUCAACUCCUUGGUCCCCACAGUCCUCCUGUUCAGCCUCCCAGUGUGGAGCCAUAGCCCUAUACUAGAUGUUCUUCAUUCUCUAUACCUGAUUGUCUUUUUAUAGCAAUCUGUGAAGUUAGUGAAAUGAAGCCCCAUUGCAUAUUUAUCUUAAGUUUUACCUCAGUAUUUACUUAUUUCUUUUCAUGUCUCUUUAAGUAGCUAUUUACUUAUUCUUGUAGGGUGGGCUUUUUUUUUUCUGUUUUGAUACUAGAUUCCACUGUGUUGUCUGUACUGGAAUCAAGCAGGCAAACUCCUGGGCUCAAGUGAUAAUCAUGCCUCAUGCAACCAAGUAGCUGGGACAGUAGGCAUGUGCAUCACACUUGGUCCAUUCUUGUGGUUUAGCCACACACUUUCUACAAAUGGCUCAGGUCUAGAACCCUGGUCAUUCACUCACCUUGUCAGUAUUCUAGGUGAUAGGCCCUGAUACCAUAACUGCUUGUCUGUCUAUCUGCCUGUCUGCCUGUCUAUCUACCUGCCUAAAUUUCCCAAACUAGGCAUUUCUCUGAGUUUACUUGUAGAAUUCAUUUUUAACUUCUCUGUGUCUCGAUUUCCUUUGAAAAAGGAAAAAUCUUGUAAAAUCAAGAUAAUGGUUGUACCUAUCCCAGAAAAUCAAGUGUGAGGGUUUCAUAAGAGAACAUGGCAACCUCUUAGCAUGGACUCUGGCACAUAGUGGAGGCACAACAAAUUGUUACUAAAUAAUGGGUCAUAUUCCAGGUUACCCAAGCUAGAAAUAAUGGUGUGACAGCUGCUUGUUUUUCUCAUAUUCAGUCAGUGAGCCCUGCUGCUUUAACAAAUCAAGAUUUUAGGUCAGCAAUCUGGAGAAGUCCUGUCUUUCCUGCUUCAUUAAUUUUUUAGUAGCAUAUACUUUAAUUCAGAACAGACUCAUAUAAAUAUUCUGAUUAUUAACUUCCAUCUUUAGAUAAAUAAAUAGAGCCUUAGCCCUGUGGUGGCACAUGCCUUUAAUCCCAGCACUUGGGAAGCAGAGGCAGGCAUAACUCAGUGAGUUCGAGGCCAGCGGGAUCUACAAAGCAAGUAAAGCCA
Molecule: messenger RNA, 3416 nt
Organism: Cricetulus griseus (Chinese hamster)
Lineage: Eukaryota; Metazoa; Chordata; Mammalia; Rodentia; Cricetidae
Source: RefSeq, a predicted model, not a curated record